AAAAAUCAUUGAAAACUAAGCAGCAAAUUCUUCAGUAAAAAAAAAAAAUUAACAAGAAAAAAUGGAGCUGUGAAUUGAAACACUUCAAGAUUGUAACUUUUUGAUUCAAUGGAGUGUUUUUCUUCACCAGGCUGGUUUUCCAUAUCUACUCCUUUUCUUGGACUGAAAAGUAAGAAUAAAUUUAGUUUGAAUAGAAAAUAUAGAAGCUUUAAUAAAGAUGGAAGUAGGUGUAUGAGUAUGAGCCAGACAGCAGAUGAAAGCUCUGGUUUUUCUUACAAGAAGUUGAUUCAUUUUGCUUUAGAAGAAACCAACACACAUACCCUUUUGGCCCCUUCUCCAUUGCAGGAGAAAUACAGUUCUUUAUUGGCCAUGGAUGACAAAACGGAACUACAAAUGCUUUCUUUUGAAGCCCCUAAAAUUCGACUCCUUCGGAGUCUAUGUAUUGAAGGGAGUGACGGCAUGCAGGUAUUGGAUUUUGCUGCAUUCCCGAAACCGGAAUAUGAUCUGCCUAUCUUCUGUGCCAACUUUUUCACUACUGCUAAGAUGAACAUAAUUGUACUGGACCUCAACCCAUUGCAUGACAUCAUGGAUCAAGAAGAUUACAAGGAGAAGUACUAUAAAGACUUGAUUCCUCUAGGCCUCAAGUAUUCUGAGCUUUUACCCUGGGGAGGGAAGCUCACCAGCGAGUCUCUGAGAUUUUUUUCACCAAUAGUCAUAUGGACAAGAUUCUCAUCUAGUCCACACAACCAUUCAGUUUUAUUUUCUGCAUUCAAGGAAUAUUACCAGGCAUGGCUUGAGCUAAUGGAUAGAUCAGACGAGGAAACUGAUGCUUUCCAAAUCGCUCUCAAUUGUGAAGCUCAGCAUAAAUAUUUGACAUGGAGAUCUGAAAAAGAUCCAGGACAUGGAGUUCUGAAAAGACUGAUAGGGGAAGAUCUUGCCAAGAAUGUGAUUAGGGAAUUCCUAUUCAAUGGUGUUAGUGAUCUUGGGAGCAAAACAUUUCUUGAUUACUUUCCUGAGUACAGAUGUGAAGAUGGUAAAGUAAAUGAAAAGCGCAGUAUGAUCGGAAAAUCAUUCGAAAAUCGACCAUGGAAUGCGAGAGGAGAAUUCAUAGGUGAUAGAGUUAAGAUAGUCUGAUGUAAUAUUUACAAAUUUUUAUUUUCUUUACAUCGUAUCUGUCAAUUAGCCGAUCCCAACUUGUAUGGGAUUUAGUAGUAGUAGUAGCAGCAGCUGUUGUUGUAGUAGUAGUAGUCGUCUCUGUCAAUGUCAAUCUUGACAGUUUGAUGCAGGAGGAUAAUUCAUAGGUGAUAGUGUCGGAUCAAUAACAACGACUACAUAUCCAGUGUAAUUUCACAAGUGGGGUUAGGGGAGAGUGUUGUGUACGUAGAGUCGCAGACCUUACCCUACCUUGUGAAGGUAGAGAGUGUUUUCCGAUACCCAAUGUAAUCUGUUGUAUCUUUCACAUGUUCUCUUUAUUCUUCUUUAUUCAAUCUCUGUCAAUGUAUAUAGUUCAUCACA
This is a messenger RNA of Solanum tuberosum (potato), 1515 nucleotides long. RefSeq names its product phytochromobilin:ferredoxin oxidoreductase, chloroplastic. The record is from RefSeq and is a predicted model, not a curated record. The transcript has 8 exons. Lineage: Eukaryota; Viridiplantae; Streptophyta; Magnoliopsida; Solanales; Solanaceae. Gene Ontology annotation, biological process: phytochromobilin biosynthetic process. Gene Ontology annotation, molecular function: phytochromobilin:ferredoxin oxidoreductase activity; cobalt ion binding. The coding region runs from base 109 to 1134 and encodes 341 amino acids.